UGUGCUGCAGGACUGAGCCAUGAGGAGGCCGACGUGCUGGAGUGUCUCUACUACAACGUCAACUUCGAGAUCGAGAAGACCAAUCAGAGCGGAGUGGAGCGCUGCGAGGGCGAGAAGGACAAGCGCUCGCACUGCUACGCCUCCUGGAGGAACAACUCGGGAUCCAUCGAGCCAGUGAAGAAGGGCUGCUGGCUGGACGACUUCAACUGCUACGACCGACAGGAGUGUGUGGCGACGGAGGAGAGUCCGCAGGUUUUCUUCUGCUGCUGUGAAGGAAACUUCUGUAACGAGAAGUUCACACACCUGCCCGACGCCAUCGGACCACUGAUCAAAGCCCCGCCCUCCAGCGUUGGCGUGUUAAACGUGAUGAUUUACUGCCUCCUGCCUGUCGCCAUGUUGUCUGUCGCUCUGCUCACCGCUGUCUGGAUGUACCGACAUCGCAAACCUCCGUACGGACACGUGGACA
This is a messenger RNA of Paralichthys olivaceus (Japanese flounder), 466 nucleotides long. The record is from RefSeq and is a predicted model, not a curated record. Lineage: Eukaryota; Metazoa; Chordata; Actinopteri; Pleuronectiformes; Paralichthyidae.